GCCAUUAAAAGCAAAAGAAGAAGAAGAAGCCGAUGUAUUUGGGCUUGUUUCCAUUGGUUUGCUGUGUUUUCAGCUAAAAUAAAAUCUUGUUGAGAAGCGGAUACUUGGUUGUAUGUGUCCUGUGAGCUCUUGACCAUGUCCUCGCGGGCUUUGAGGAGGCUAAAAGGUAAACAGCGGGGUCAGGAGGCCCUGGACCUCGGGGAUCUAACUUUGGGUCCGGAGGAGCAGGCUGAGGGAGAGGAGGAGCAGCUGGACACGGCUAACGUUACCCCACCGCCAAACAGCAGCCGAAAGGCAAAGAAGAACAAGGCUCAGAAAAACUUCAGCAAUAUUUAUGAACUGAUUGGUGAUAUUGACAAUGAGGCAGAGAAAAUCUCACCUGAUGAAGACGCAGGGAAACCAGACGGAAAAACCACAAAAAAGAAAGACAACAGAGAAAUGAAAAAGACAGAUGAAAAGGAAGAGGAAACAACUACAAAGUCAUCAUCUGGAGACAAAGUGAAGAAGAAGAAGAAAAAGAAGAAGACGAAAGCAGCAUCAGAAAAUGGACAGGAUCUGGCAGCUGAUGACAACAUUGAUUUAUUGUUGGAGAAACUGGAGCAGUCUCAGGGUCUAAGUUUGCAAAAUGAAGAUUGUGGAGGUUCAGACAGGAGAUCUGUGCUACACGUGGAACACAGGAAUCUAAACCCAGAGACGGAGCUUAAGAGAUACUUUGGAGCUCGAGCUGUUCUUGGGGAUCAACGACCACGACACAGAAACAGACAGUUUCAUCGUAGCACCUGGAUGACCAAUCCCAAGGACAGCUGGCCUCGCUUCAGCCGCCCAGGAAUCUCAAUGUCCUUAUUGGAAUCAAAGGAUGGGAUUCAGUACUUUGCAUUUGAACACAGUCGGGAAUACCAACAAGUACAGUUUAAGUUUCUGGAUGCAGUGGAAUCCAUGGAUCCCAACAACAUUGUGGCCCUGCUGCAGCUGAACCCCUACCACAUUGAUUCCUUACUGCAGCUCUCUGAUGUUUGCCGUAUUCAGGAGGACCAGGAAAUGGCCAGGGACCUCAUUGAGAGGGCCUUGUACAGUUUUGAGUGUGCUUUUCACCCAUUAUUCAGUCUGACCUCAGGAACCUGCAGACUUGAUUAUCUCAGACCAGAGAACAGAGCAUUUUAUUUGGCGCUCUACAAGCACAUGAUGUUUCUGGAGAAGCGGGGAUGUCCACGGACAGCACUAGAGUACUGCAGACUAAUCCUAAGUUUGGACCCAGACUCUGACCCACUUUGCAUGCUGCUGCUCAUUGAUUUCCUGAUGCUGCGUUCCAGAGAGUACCAGUCUCUCCUCCAGCUGUAUCAGGACUGGGAGGAACACAAGAAUCUCUCCCAGCUGCCAAACUUUGCCUUCUCCACUGCACUUUGUCAUUUCCAUCUCAGCCAGCAAGAAGAUAUGGAUCUUGAUGAAAGUCAGAAAUACAGACACAAAGCUGAUCAGAUGCUGCAGAAUGCUCUAAUCAUGUUCCCAGGAGUUUUGAUUCCUUUACUAGAUCUGUGCUCGGUGCAACCUGAUGCCACAGUCUCUUCACAUGCCUUCUUUGGCCCAAGGAGUCAGAUAGGGCAGCCUCCAGCUCUGGCUGAACUGACCGCUCUGUAUGUGGGGAGGACCUAUAAUUUAUGGAGGGAGGCCGCAGUAAUGCUAUGGCUGGAAGAGUGUGUGAAAGAGGUGUUGCGUCAAGUUGAUGCCAGUAACCCUCUGGUGGAGGACUGCCAAAACAAAAGAAAGCAGAGGUACCAGAGUGCACCAAGGAACAUCCAUCGCCAUGUUCUGCUGUCUGAAAUCAAAGAAGCCACCUCCAACCUGCCUCUAGAGGUGACCACUCAGCCAGUGAUGGGCUUUGACCCCCUGCCCCCACUCGACUCUGUGAUGUCAUACACUCGACCAGAGAGGCAGAAUGUUGGAGCAUCCAACGAAAGCACUUUGUCAUUGUUUUUCCGGUCUUUGUUGCCGAACUUCAACCUUCAGGGCGGACCGAGGCAGGAGGAUGAUAUGGAAGUAGCUCGAGCUGGUCAGGAGCUGAACCAGGAAGUGAAUCGCCUGAUGGUGGCAAUGAGAGACAUGUUGGCCAAUAUCAGGUUUCAAGAGCCCCCACGGGAGGACAACCCCUACAGGGAUGAGGAGGAGUGGGACUGACAGCAGAGGACUGAUACAGGAUGACGAUGAAUGAAAUAAAAAUAAACAUGAAAUAAUGAACUCCAGUAAAAUCUAGUAUUUAAUUGUGUUAAUAAUUAUUCAGAUGAAAUGGAACAGCAGCAGAUGUGUUUUUAACUGUUGUAAUUUCAACCAACUGAACUGAAAAGAAAAGGUACAGUAGCAUGGACCUCUGUUUUACUUCACUGGCAUUGUCCAGGGCCAGUCCUCACCUCUGCUUUUCUGACAUUAAACAAAAACACUCUGGUGCAUCAUGAUAUAAGCAGUGUCCUUUGUGCUAAUAUGCUGGAUAGUGUUCGUCAGACACGUUAACCUUUUUGCUGGUUUAUCAUCUGAACUGAUUGUGAUCAGAGUGGGACCACCACAAAGAGGUUACUAUUUUUAUAUUUAUAUUUCUCUCUAAGCCAUGAAACCCCAAAACGAAAUGUGCAUGACAAUUUUGCAGCUUAAAACUAACUGAUUCACAAUAAGUCAAACUCAUUUUAACUCUCAGUAUUUAAAAAAAUAAGUGAUUACAUUGAAGGAAACAUAUUGUAAUAGGCACUGAAAUUUCUGCAUCAUUUGUUCUCAGGUUUUGUUUUACAUUUGACCCAUUUGUUUUUAAUCUGUAAACAGUUUGUUUUUCACAGAAGCAGAUUUGUCAUUUGUUUUUAAUGCCACUAAACUUAAUCUGUCAAGAGAGAUGCCCUUUUUCCAGAGUAAAAAUGUGACAAAAUGCUGUUUCCAUAAGUGAUUUGCACAGAUUCUACUAUGAUGUGAAAAUACACAAGUAAAACUCAGUCAAA
This is a messenger RNA of Sphaeramia orbicularis (orbiculate cardinalfish), 2975 nucleotides long. RefSeq names its product TCF25 ribosome quality control complex subunit (gene tcf25). Gene Ontology annotation, cellular component: RQC complex. The transcript has 18 exons. Lineage: Eukaryota; Metazoa; Chordata; Actinopteri; Kurtiformes; Apogonidae. The coding region runs from base 136 to 2172 and encodes 678 amino acids. Gene Ontology annotation, molecular function: protein binding. The record is from RefSeq and is a predicted model, not a curated record.